CAUUGUACACUCCGUCGGGCACUCCUUGGUUAUGACUUCCGCUCAAGCAAAAGGAGAUUUUGAAGAGACUAGCAGAAAAAUGCUGUUAUUUUGACACGUUAAUUCUUUUGUAGAAUGUGGUAGUCGUUUGCAGCUGGUUUGAGGAAGCGUUUUGAAAUGUUACUAUGGCAACUGAAAGGUCCUCCGCUUUAGCAGCCCUGCUCAGGCGAUGUGGGAGGCGAUGCUGAGGGUUAGCUGAAACCUUAUGAUAUUAAUUUGCCACGGUUGGGGUUUAUAUUGUUACAGCAGACAGUUAAGUGUCCAAUAACGUUUUCAGUGAUGGAAGAAGUUGAUAGGAUUUUAAUUCACUCUCUACGACAAGCUGGCACAGACAUUGAUGAGGAUGUCCAUAGUGUGAAGCAGUUCACCAGUGAGAUGAUUGUGGAGGCAGUGGUUAGAUGCCUGCGUGUGAUCGACCCUGUCAUAGGCAAUGGCUUAUCUCACUUGCUGCCCCCAGGAAUGUCCGCUCGCUUUAGACUGGGCAUGAGUCUGGCACAAGCUUGUCAGGAUGUGGGCUUUAAAGGAGAGAUCGGCUACCAGACUUUUCUGUACAGUAAUGAACCAGAGAUCCGCUCUCUGUUCAUGUUUUUGGUGGAGAAGCUGCCCAGAGAAAGCGCAGAAGCUUCGGACCAACCUGCAGGAAAAUCUGCAAUGUUGCAGAGAGCGAUUGCUGCUCAAAUUAAAGCUCAGUUGUCAGUGCCUUGGCUCCCUCCAUCCUGUAGACUCCCCAUUCAUCGUAAAACACAGAGUUCCGGGCCGUCUCACCAUUUUCACGCCCACCGGUUGAGUCUCCCAUACUCAGUUAAAGUCUCUUCCAGGAAACAGCCAAAAGAGGUGCAAGAGUACUGGAAGAAAUAUUUGCUGCCUGUGACCUCCCAGCCUUCCCAGCAUGCCUCAGUGCCAGCUUCCAUCCUGGAGAACCACAUCUCGGAACUUAGUGCCGCACAGGAGUGGGAGAGUGAAUGGAACAGCCAAGGCCUCCUGUCGAGACUGACUCCUGAGGAUUACCGAGCCAGGAAGAAAGCCCGACUGCAGAAGCGCAUUGAGGAGCAACUGAGAGCGGCAGCUCAGCCUCGACAUGACACGCAAGGAACAACACGCUCGACCUCUGACCUCACUGAGCUGCUGCAGUCAUUUGCUGGUGCCUCCACUGGGGGAGAUGUGCUCACCAAGGGCACGCGCUUCACCCAUACAGAGAAGUUCACAUUUACACAGGAACCUGAAAAAGCAGCCCAGCAGAUGGCGGCAGCAGCAAGUGUACUUCCCAGCUCUCACCAAUCAGAGGAGGACCUGAAGGCCCUACAGGAAGCAGAAGUUACUGCUUUACAGCAACAGAUGCAGCAACUGUCAGUCCAAAUGGAAGAAGUGGGCGGAGACAUUAAACAACUCACUGUGUCCAUCCAGCAGGUGUCAGAUGAGCUGAAUCAAAGGGAGGUGAGUAAUGAAGAGAAGGAGAACUUGGUCAAGGUGAAGAGACAGACUGUUGACCUCCUACCUGAUGCUGAAAACAACAUGCUCAAAUUACAGAGUCUGGUUGAGGCCAGCUCUAAGCGCGUGGUUCAUUUGGCUUCUCAAUGGGAGAAACACAGAGUUCCUUUGAUAGAUGAGCACCGCAGACUGAAGGAGCUGUGCAGCAACAGAGAGUCUGAGUCGUCUAGGAAGCUGACAGAGAUUAAAGAUCUUCAUGAAAAAAUCAGACAGUCUGCCGAAGAAGCCAAAAAGAAGGAGAGUCUCUACAAGCAGCUGCUGACUGAGUAUGAAACACUGUCUAAAGAUGUGUCUCGCUCAGCAUACACCAUGAGGAUCUUGGAGAUCGUAGGCAACAUAAAGAAACAAAAGGAAGAAAUCACUAAGAUUUUGUCAGACACUAAGGAGUUGCAGAAAGAGAUCAAUGGCCUGACUGGAAAACUGGACCGAACAUUUGCUGUCACAGAUGAGCUUGUGUUUAAGGAUGCCAAAAAAGAUGAAUCGGUCCGCAAAUCCUACAAAUACUUGGCUGCCUUACACGAGAACUGCACUCAGCUGAUUCAAACUAUUGAGGACACGGGGACCAUCAUGAGAGAAAUCAGAGAUCUUGAGGAGCAGAUAGAGACUGAGAAUGGCAAAAGGACAGUUAGUAAUCUAGAGAAGAUCCUUGAUGACUAUAAGGCCAUUCGUCAGGAAAAUUCUGCCCUCGCUGCAAAGAUCCGGGAAGGAUGAGCUGUUGCUCGGUGUACGCUUUCUGGUACUGCAGAAUAAAACCCGUGUGCUGAAAUGAGUGCUGCUGUUAGAGACUCUGGUUUCACUUCUGCCUGCAUUGCCCUCCAUAAGUCCAUCCAAAAUAAUCCUCAUUACAUCAGCAACUUUCAGCUCUCACUGGGGAUUUGAACACAUGACUGUUUUUUGCAUCAAAAUAAUUCAAAUUCUAAGAGACGUUCAUUAAAUCUAAUUUUGAUCAUCGUGAUGAAUUUUUUUUUGUUUUGUUUUGUAAAACCAGAAGCUUGGACUGCGAUCAUUUGCAGUUAUUCUUCUGGAUAAAACAUUGUCUUUGUUAAAACAGUGAUUACAUUUAUAAUGUAUAUGAAAGUGUCCGUUAACAAUGACCUUUGAUUGUUAUUAAUCACGAGUUCAAUUCAUUGAAUUUAACAUUUUCAGCAGAUCGAGCUUGGAAAAUAAUGGGCUAAGUAACAAGUCUGAAACACUUUAAAUAAAACGGUUUGCUUGUUUCAUAUUAAAACACAAAUUUGACAACUACUUUGUUUGUUUGGCCCUGAUAUAAAUGUAAAAAAACCUCACACAAAGUAAUAUUGUCAUGAUUGAAUGGUUAGUCAUUACCUCUGAUUAGUAGCCUACUUAGUUUAGUUGACUAACACUGAUUGUUCCAAUCAAGCUCUUUUUCAAUUUGAAAUGUUUGAUUUUAGAGAUAAUACUGAAUUUGUUUUGUACUUCAUGUAUUGUAUACAUAUCUGUUCAAUCUCUAAACAUGAUGUUCUGAUA
Messenger RNA from Paramisgurnus dabryanus, 3015 nucleotides. It is a transcript of the gene ccdc22, whose product is annotated as CCC complex scaffolding subunit CCDC22. Gene Ontology annotation, biological process: positive regulation of ubiquitin-dependent protein catabolic process. The record is from RefSeq and is a predicted model, not a curated record. Gene Ontology annotation, molecular function: cullin family protein binding. Lineage: Eukaryota; Metazoa; Chordata; Actinopteri; Cypriniformes; Cobitidae.